Molecule: messenger RNA, 4800 nt
Organism: Colletotrichum destructivum
Lineage: Eukaryota; Fungi; Ascomycota; Sordariomycetes; Glomerellales; Glomerellaceae
Exons: 3
Coding region: 1-4800 (1599 amino acids)
Source: RefSeq, a predicted model, not a curated record
AUGGCUUCGUCCUUUCCUGGUGGCCAGGCCCCUCUUCAGGGUCGCGGCCUCGCCGUGGGAAGCAACGAUCGCGACGCGCAAGGUACGAACCCAAGCGGUCUGCCAGCAAAUGGCCAAAACCAGCCCCCGAGCUUCGUUUACCACUAUCCCAAUGGCAUCCCCGGCGGCUACAAAAUGGUUCCUGCCAGGGACGGUGAAACUCCCAGGCGCUACGUGGAGGACCACCUUCCGAAUACCUUUUACAGUCGCAAAGACAUCAAGGCGAUCUUCAGCACCAAUAACGGCGAAGUACCUACCCGUGGCCUCAACAUGAACCACUUUGUCGGUUCUCGCGAACUCGAUUUGUGGAGCGCCGAAGACAUCCAGGGAAGAGCCAACUCUAUCCGCAAGAAGCACUGGAGAUCGCUGAAGUCCUUGAAAGAGCCCUCGUGCUGGGAGGAUCUGUACGAUUACUUUGACACCUUCGACAUCUACUUCCAUGGCGCGCUGAACCUGUGGAACCUCAUGCACCAACUCUACAACGAGAAUGAGAACAUUUCUCACGGCAACAUCAGGUCGACCGCGGUUGAAGUUGGCAUUUGGGCUGAUGAAUGGAUUGCCAAGACCGAGAACCAGAUCAAGCUCAGGGCAUUUCACUGCUGGAGCGGCGACAUCAUUGGUUUGAUCACUCGAAGAGUCUGGGAUGAGCUCAAGAAGCUGCCCUCCAUCGACAUCAUGCUCAUUCGAUAUGCCCUGUGCCAUCGCCAAAAUCAGUUGUCAAGCAAUGGCUUGACUCGACCGAGUGUCUACCCGGCCAACAGCUUGGAACACAACUGGCACAGCAACACCCUGCAUUGCUGGCUUGCCGGCCAGCCCGUUCACGACACCCCGAGUGGCAUCCCCCCCGCGCUGUGCCCGCAGACCAUCGCCGUCGGUAGCACUGAUUCUCCGUCGUCACAGCCAACUUUUGCUGGAGUUGGCGGGGCCACUGCUGUCACCCAAACGUCAGCCGAAACGAACACCGCUGUACCGAAGCCCAUAGUGGUCAGUGGAACGAACAUCAAGCCUCGAGCUGGUCCGCAGAACCGCGGUUCUGCAAUGGACAUAAGCUCUCCUGGGCGUUCCAGAGAGACCUUCACAAACAGCCAGCAGAACACUUCGGCCUUCGUCCCGAAAGACGGAAGUCUAGCCCCUGCAGCUCCUACAAGCGCAACUCCAGCCCUGCCCCCCCCAUCCUUGCUACCUGGAAGAGCCCCUGUACCUCAGAUAACCACCGUGGCCGCUAUGGGACCUGGUGUCUACCCUCCUCCGAUGGGGCCGUACGGCCUUCCCUUCAACAUGCCGUUCACGACGGGUUCCAACGGCGAGACGCAGCCCUACUAUGGCCCUGUUGGACCAUCCGCGCCUCUUGUCUUGCCUGCGCCCGAACGUCAUCAACAAGGUCCCCAGCAAUCAGUCAAGCUGACUCCGAAGAAACCUACAGGGAAUUCCUUCUUGAAUGAUGGAGGCAAUGUGCCAGUUCAGAGCUCCAUGUCCUCGACGGGUGGCACACGUGUGCAGUCUGCAGUUUACCAAAGAGCGGCUUUGGAUGUCAACUCUUCCUACAGGCCUGACGGGAAGCGGAAUGCAACUGCCAGUUCUUUGUUCGAUCAAGAAGUUAGGAAGGGCUCGUUCUUGGGCCCUGCACACUCCGAAAGUGUUCAAAAUGCGCCGCAAGAGCAGCUGCAGACCCCAAUUGCAUCGAAAGAGAUAGGCAGCGGUCAGUCACAGCCUCAAGGCGAACCCAAGGGCUGGGAGAAGAUCCCGCACGCUGAUGACUCGAUCCACGGCCCAGUGUUCCGCCGAUCUCCAACCAAGGACAACAGACCUCGCUCAUACUCCAAGGCAUCGACCAAAGCAGACUACUACUGCACAAAUCAACAUCCCAGGACUGCCCACAAGUAUGUUUACACGCCUUGUGCUUGUAACAAGUGUGAGGAACGCGAACGAUCUGUGUAUGUUCAGCUGAAAACAAUCCUGCGAAUGACUUCGGGGGUCCUCCUGAGCAAGAUCCAUGAGAUCAUGUCCCAGUGGGGAGAGGUUGAACAUGUCUCCCAGUUGCCACUAGCGGAACAUACCGCAGACUUCGCUUGCUUCUUUGUCAGAUUCAAGGAUGGCUCAAGGGUAAGAGAGAUCUCGGCCAUGGAUGACUUCAAGAGCAACGUGGUAGAUUGCAUGAUCAGGAUUGGCGCGAUGCACCAUACAAAGUAUGGCAAAGACAUGUUUGAAGACCACAGGCGCGACAACGCGCAGAUCGGCUCGACAAACCAAACUGGUCCAUAUCAACCAGCGUGGAAAGGUCAGUCGAGCGGUUUUGGACAGACCCAGAUUCCGCAUAACCGCCGCGACUCGAGGGCACAGGUGUCCUUGGAGCAGUACAUGAAGCCUUCGCGUCAGCCGUCGCAGGCCAACGUUGCGACGACCCAUGGUUCAUCAACUCCGCUGCCCGAGAAGGUCUCGCAAAAAGUAGCUGGGCCGAUCGGAGAAGCCAAAACGAUUGGUACCUUGUGGACCAAGCGCGCUUCCACAGCGGUGCCUCAAACUUCUGCCGAAGCCGAGUCUCAGUCCAAGCCACCUUCUGAAGACGACAUUAUCCCAGAUGCAGAGCAGACAAACCAGUCUUCCAGCCCUCGUGCUCCCGUGAGCAGUUCGGGCAAGGGCGUCAACAAAGCCAUUGUGGUUAAUUUACCGACCACGCCGCAGAAACCCAAGGCUAGCACGAGCACACAUGUGUCCGCAUCCGACGAGAACACCACGCCUACAAACACGAUGGUUUUCACUCCUAAGGGCAGCGAAGCAUCUGUGAAGCCAGCCAAGAUGGUUCCUUGUACAUCAACCGCCAUUGACUGCGAGGUUUCAGCCUCGUAUGGACAGAAGAAAAAGUUGCAAACGCUUAACGACCAGGAUCCUGGCGAAAAGUCCACCGCCGAGAAGAGUGAUCCGUCUCAAUUGAAUAGCCCUCCCUCCGAUAAGGGCAAGUACAGAAAGGUUUUCUCGCAGAAAGAUGACCACAGCAUCGAGGUUUUCGACGCGCGAGUGCUCAAAAUUGCUGCAAAGGACCCCCAAUCGGCUAUCGAUAGCUCGAGUGUGGAAGAGCACCCCGUCGAGCAAGCAAACGAGCUCACGCGCGCCGGCCACGAGCUUGACAGUUUGAUCGAUUUGAACCGGGACCAGGAGGCUGUUGCCACGACUGUUGCUGUUGAGAGCUCCACCAAGAAAAAGAACAAAAGGUCCAAGAAGAAGAAGAAGACCGCUUCCGCGGACCAAGGUGAGCCAAGCAAUGUACAGCAGACUACAAAUGACGGCGCCAUCAACAGUGCAGACCAACAAGACCCAGAAGCCUCGAUGCCACUCACCACCGAGAUGGUAGAGGAUAAUGAGCCUGCAACCCUCAGAGAGGUCAUAGCCAAGGCAAAGCAGAUAGUCGGAGGGAAGGGUGCCAAACCAGGCAGUGCGAACCAAACUGCCAUCGAAACCCCUACGAAUGUUGUCCAGCAAGACGCGGCGCCAUUUGUCGCUGGAACAACGGAGAACCCCGAGUCGGAAGUUCUGAACAACGCCGCAAAGGGCAAACAGAUCGCCAGGACAGAGUGCAAUGAGCCACAGCAGUCAACCGAGAAGUCUGAUGUUCCAGAGACUGCCAGCAAAACUUUCCGGGCGAAUGCUGGCGGAUCGUUGCGGAUGCCCAAGACUCGGAAGAAGCAACCUGCCCAGUUGCAACUCGCUGGCCCAUCAGCUUCCGAAGGCACAGUAGAUACUGAAGGACUCGAUGCACCUCGGACUUUGGAUAAUGGACUUCCUUCUGCUACGAGCACCGCGCUUUUCAGUUCUAUCACAGGCCAGGAAAAUCGCUCUAGCGAUGGGUCGCCUGUGAUGCAACCGACUCCUGCAACCCCUCCGUUGGCCGAGGCGGGAGAGGCUAUGCCGAAACUUUCACCGAAGAAAUCUGCAGGAGGCGCGGAGGCAACUUCAAAACCCAACACUUUGCUUAACCCCCAGGCCAAGGAGUUUGUUUCUCCUCCUACCCGUCCGACUGUGGCUCGCCCCAAGAAGGUUGAGCUCGCACCGGUUCCGUUGAAGCCUUUCGGCCAUCGUCGCAACGUAUCCCAAACUUCGUCAGGAACAUCGCGCACCCUCACGUCUGGUAACUCGCCCGUCAACGAAGAGGACAACCAGUCCACUGGCAGUGUUGCCGAGAGCUACAAGGGCAAGGGGAAGGGCUCCGCAGCCCAGCAAGCUUCAGCUAAGGACCAGGACGCAAAGAGUUCCACGGCAACAACCGGGGCCCAAAGCUCCGCUCAACAGACUCCAACGACGGAUGCCGCAGACAAGGAGAACACUCCUUCUCUUGCCAGUGACGAGCUGCCCGCGUCGCAGAGUACCUCGGCUGAUGAUGGCGAUUGGAAAGUGCAACGCCCCAAGAGAGACAUCGGCACCAAGCAGCCCAAGGGCGGUAGCCAGCACAAGAACCAGCAGCAGCAACAGCAGCAGCAGGGCCAGCAAGGAUCCAAGAAGAGCCGUCCCUUGCCUAAGAAGCAGAAGAUACAGGGGCAAAGUCACUUUCAACAGCAACGCUACGUUUCCAGCCCUGGUCCCGGCCCCAUCCCUGUCUCAGUUGGCAGCAAGGCCGAAUUCCCCUCGCUCCCGCCCGCUCCCAAGCCUGAGACUGGACUUCCAGCCAAGAGCAUCUGGGGCAAGCCGCGCGCGGUGACGACUGCAGCCGCUACGACCAAGGCGACUCCUGGUGACAGCACUACUGCCACUAAGGGAGAGACUUCUUGA